AUGGCGACCAGCGAGAAAGAUCAAGCCGUUUUAGAAAGUAUUUUUAAUCCUUUGCUUCCCCUUGGUGAUAUUCCUCAAAGACCGCCUAAGAAUGAAAAUGACAUCAAUGAAGAAAACAGAGAGGAUUCACUAAGAGCGAAGGAGCUUGAAGCGAUGGGUGUCGAUAGGGCAGAGCAGGGAAAUCUCGAUGGAGCACUUGAGUGUUUUAACGAAGCUUGCGAGAUAUGUCCGUCUCGUUCAUCUUGCUUUAACAACAGGGCUCAGCUUUGGAGAUUAAAAGGUAAUAUUUUAUAGUUAAAACUGGAGAUUUUGAACCCAGGAGUCAUUUUAAAAGUAGGUUGAUUUUGAUAGUCCAGGUGAACCAGGACCUGAACAAUCGAUAAAAUCGAUAAUCGAUGGCAAUCGAUAACAAUCGAUGACAAUCGAUAUCAAUUAAUCGAUUGAUAUUGGUAAUCGAUGGACAAUCGAACACGAAAAUUUUUGUGAUUAUUGAUUAUCAUCAAUUAUUAAUAUCAAUUGAUAAUCGAUGGGAAUCGAUCAGUUAACAAUAUGCAAUAUCAAUUGAUUACCUAUUCAGUCAAACAUUUCAAUUGUCAAUUUCAUCGAGUACUAAUAAAGUCACACAUUUUGAUAUCAUUGCUUUUUAUUUGAGUAAAAACUAGCAAGUAACAGUGCGUAAACUUGUUUAUUUGCCCACACGUUUCACACGAGUUUAAAAUUCAUAGAAACGUACUACGGAUUUGUGUGUAAAAAAAAAACCCACUGUUAUGCUUCAACGAAACAGCUGGCAAAUUAGGCAAGGUGUGAAAUAUUUUAUUCGUGAUGUAACGUUUGGAGCCAACAGUUUAGCUAAGUAUUCAUAAAAUAUAUUAAAUUUAAUGCACACAUUAAUUUUCUGUUACAUGGGCGUCUGCACAGACAUAUUAAGAAAGAAGAAGAAAAAGAAAUGACUAUGAGCUUCAUCUUGUUUGAACAACGACUGCGUCCCAGGUCAGUUGAAUCUUUGCAAUGAACUCGAAGCUAAACUGAUCAAGUUGUACUACUGACAACGAGAUAUGUUAAUUGUCUUAAUCAUUUGUGCUGUUUUUCAUGGAGCCACAUCGAUGAACAAUUCUCAACCUUUGCUAAUGAGGUUUAAAAAUAAUAUAUGAUCGGCGGACACUCCCACGAUACCUGAAGAUACGGAGACAUGAAUCUAGUGCCAAUUGAUGGCAAUCAAUGAAGUUCGCCACCACCUAAAUGUGAUUAUCGAUUGAUCAUCGAUUGGCUGAUGCCAAUCGAUGCUAAUCAACAGUAAUUAAUCGACUGUCAUUGAUUGAUCGAUUGAUUUUCCGAUCAUCCAUUUUUCAUCGAUUGUUGAGGUCCUGGGUGAACGUAGUCCUGAAUAGGACUAGCCUGUUGUUGUUGACAGUGACUGACGUUUCGACAACCUGAGCGGUAGUCAUCUUCAGUGUCAAAGUGAGUUGUAUCAUGUCAGUGGAUGGUAUUAUACUCUGGUUACUGAUUGGUCAGUUAAGCUGUAAUGUUAUUGGUAUCACUUUGACUCUGAAGAUGACUACAGCACAGGUUGUCGAUCGUAAUGUUGAAACCUCAGUCACUGUCAACAACAAAAGUCCUAUUUAGGACUACGUUAAACCGAACGAUCAAACUCAACCUACUUUUGAAUUCUAUAGUUAGUGAAGUAAUAUUAUAUAUGUUAUACCUUGGCUAGUAAAGGUUUUUCUCGAACUGAGAAAAAGUUAUAUUGUUAAGGUGUCUAGUAACAGCCGAUUACCGUAUUAACAGUCAAUCAGUCAAUUGAUCAAAGCUUUAUUUACCCACUGUAUCUCUUCUUUACAGUGCUCUUCCUGAGAGCUAUGCCCUAAAUUACAAUAACUCACAGUAAUUGGCUGCAUUACAACACAGUAAUCAGCUGGCACCACAGACACCUCAACUUUAUAGUUCACAUGGAUAAUCACAACUGUAACAAGAUUCUCUAUUCUGAUUGGCUGUUAGCAGCCCUGAUUUCAGCAUUAUACAUCAGUCCAAAACUUCAACACCACAUACCCUCAGCAAACCCUGGGCAUUGCUUGUACUUAGCAGAGCUCUUGGUGCUCCAGAGCAUGGGUAAAUCUACCCAUCCCAGAAAAUUUGGUAAUCACGUGACUGUACACCGCCCACACACCCGUCCGUCUGCAUCACAGGGGAACCAAUAUAAUGUUCAAUCUCACACCCUCUACUAACUAUGCUUCACCUUGUACCUGGGGAGUAAAGAAUGUGAUGCACAAAAACACACAUCUGAUGUUGAAGAAUUUCACCUUUGCCUGAGUACGGUGUAUAAUUUAAACCGAAAGUGUGGUUUGAUAAGUGCAAUGUUUCUCACUGCCCUUGUAUGCCACUGGCUGAUGUUCAACAAGGAGUGCAAAAGCUAUGCCACAUUUUGACAAUUCAAUUGUCCAUCAAGAUCAUGUGCAUUUGUCAUUCAAGGUGGCUCACAUAGUAUCUACAGGUGUAACUAGUUUUUUUUCCAGAGGUACUAAGUAAUUUUCCAAAUCUCCUCACCCCUCACCCAAGUCAGCCAAGUCACUCACAUUACCCUAGUCACCCCAGUCAGCCAAGUUACCCUAGUCACCCAGGUCACCCUAGUUACCCACAUCAACCAAGUCACCCAAGUCACCCUAGUCACCCCAGUCACCCUAGUCACCCAAGUCACCCUAGUCACCCUAGUCACCCCAGUCACCCAAGUCACCCAAGUCACCCUAAUCACAAAAUAUAUAAACUGUCGGCAAGUCCACAGCAACAAACCAAUGAGUGGUGCCUGAUCUCCCAGUUGUAAUCCUGGAUCAGUACAAUUAAACUUGUAGAAAAAUAUGAAACGGCAAACUGAUCCUAACGGCAAGACUAUGAAGAAGGAAACAAAAGAAUAAAACAAAAAAUGUAUAUUUAAACAAUUUGUUUAAAUAUAUAUUUUUCUGUUUUAUUCUUUUGUUUACUUCUUCAUCGUCUUGCUGUAAAAAUAUGACUCAAGUCACCCUAGUCACCAAAGUAGUCACCCUAGUCACCAAAGGAUCCGAUUCCCGUUUCAUAUUUUUCACCCUAGUCACCCCAGUUACCCUAGUCAACCAAGUCACCCUAGUCACCCCAGUCAUCCCAAUCACCCUAGUCACCCAAGUCACCCUAGUCACCCCAGUCGCCCUAGUCACCUUAGUCACCCAAGUCACCCUAGUCACCCCAGUCACCCCAAUCACCCUAAUCACCCAACUCACCUUAGUCACCCUAGUCACCCUAGUCACCCAAGUCACCCUAGUCGCCCUAGUCACCCAGGUCACCUUAGUCACCCUAGCCACCCAAGUCACCCUACUGACACAAGUCACCCUAGUAACCCUACUCACAAGUCACUCUUGUCACCCAAGUCACCCCAGUCACCGAAGUCACGAUAGUAACCCUAGUCACCCAAGUCACGCUAGUCACCCUAGUAACCCAGGUCACCCUAGUCACCCUAGUAACCCCAGUCACCCCAAUCACACUAGUCAACCUAGUCACCCAAGUCACCCCAGUCGCCCUAGUCACCCCAAUCACCCUAGUCACCCAAGUCACCUUAGUCACCCUAGUAACUGUAGUCACCCUAGUCACCCUAGUUACCCAAGUCACCAAAGUCACUCUAGUCACCCAAGUCACCCUAGUCAACCAAGUCACGCUAGUAACCUAGUCACCCAAGUCACACUAGUCACCCUAGUCACCCAAGUCACUCAAGUCACCCUAGUCACCAAAGUAGUCACCCUAGUCACCAAAGGAUCCGAUUCCCGUUUCAUAUUUUUCACCCUAGUCACCCCAGUUACCCUAGUCAACCAAGUCACCCUAGUCACCCCAGUCAUCCCAAUCACCCUAGUCACCCAAGUCACCCUAGUCACCCCAGUCGCCCUAGUCACCUUAGUCACCCAAGUCACCCUAGUCACCCCAGUCACCCCAAUCACCCUAAUCACCCAACUCACCUUAGUCACCCUAGUCACCCUAGUCACCCAAGUCACCCUAGUCGCCCUAGUCACCCAGGUCGCCGUAGUCACCCUAGCCACCCAAGUCACCCUACUGACACAAGUCACCCUAGUAACCCUACUCACAAUAGUCACCCAAAUCACCCAAGUAGCCCUAGUCACCCAAGUCACCCAAGUAACCCUACUCUAUUUACCCAAGUCACAGAAGUCACUCUUGUCACCCAAGUCACCCCAGUCACCGAAGUCACGAUAGUAACCCUAGUCACCCAAGUCAUGCUAGUCACCCUAGUAACCCAGGUCACCCUAGUCACCCUAGUAACCCCAGUCACCCCAAUCACACUAGUCAACCUAGUCACCCAAGUCACCCCAGUCGCCCUAGUCACCCCAAUCACCCUAGUCACCCAAGUCACCUUAGUCACCCUAGUAACUGUAGUCACCCUAGUCACCCUAGUUACCCAAGUCACCAAAGUCACUCUAGUCACCCAAGUCACCCUAGUCACCCAAGUCACGCCAGUAACCUAGUCACCCAAGUCACACUAGUCACCCUAGUCACCCAAGUCACUCAAGUCACCCUAGUCACCAAAGUCACCCUAGUCACCCAAGUCACCCUAGUCACCAAAGUCACCCAAGUUACCCUAGUCAUCCAAGUCACCCUAUUCACCCUAGUCAUCCUAGUCACCCUAGUCACCCCGCCUUUCUGUGUGAGGAAAGCGACAACAACCAAGUAAACAAUACAAUUCACCAGCCAUAAGAAACCAAACGAAUUUUCGCUAGGGUUGUUGCAAAGGAACUUAAUAGUUUGUCCUGUGGCACCUUUUAGUGCAUGCACAUUUUCACUCAAGAGCGCGAGGUUUUUGUAUUUUGUGUCAAUUCAGCACAAUUUUGUACACAAGCGAGAUGAGGUUAAAUUGUUGAUGUUCCUAUGAAUCUUCUGGACUAAUGAAUGAUCAGUAAUCCCGGCUAACACAGGUUUUGUUCAUGCUUUCGAUGUCGUUCUUUGUUGGUGUUAUCUUUGUUCUUGCGUCCAUAUUCGAUUGCUAUUAUUAUUGCGCUUAUUCUAACGUACUAAUGCCGAAUAGAAUGCCACCUUUUUGAGAACAUGGCCGUAUUAAGCGUAUCAAUAAGAUUUUAAAAGCUAAAAAAUGGUAACUUACAUUGCGAACAUGGCGGCACUAAUCAUACAUGUUUAGCGCACGUGAAGUCAAGAGCUUUUAAAUCCCUGUGUAAGGUGUUUUGAUACAGUUUUCCCUAAUAUGUCGUGGCUGCAGCCUGAAAGGGUUCAUUUUAAAAAAUGCAAACCUUUUUCAGUCAAAAACGUUAUAUUGCCAACCAAUUAUUGCCACAGGUGAAAAUCGUUUUCAUAGCGCUGAAAUAAUUUGAGCCAAACCUUGAGGGGAGAUGGUGAUUUGAUUUUUUUUAUCAAAACCAUUUUAGACCUUUUGUUGUCCUUAAAUGGUGAUGCACGAGAAGAGUUUGAGCAACAUAAAAUGAAUACUGUCAAAAUUUUAAACCCAGAAGUCAUUUCAUAGGUAGGUUGAGUAUGAUCGUCUAGGUGAACGUAGUCCUGAAUAGGACUGUUGUAGUUAACAGUGACUGACGUUUCGACAACUUGUGCAGUAGUCAUCUUCAAAGUCAAAUUGAGUUGUGUCACGUCAGUUGACGGUAUUAAACUCUGGUUAUUGACCUGAGUGGUCAAUUAAGUCGUGAUGUUAUGGGUCAUCUGUCAGUUUAGCCGUGAUGUUAUUGGCUGUGAAGAAUCGUCAUGUCAUUGGUGCGUUUCGGUCCGUCUAUUGUCACAGUCAAACAGUCGUAUAUUGUUAGUCAAAACUAACUACGAGAGGACAUGACAACUGACAAUUUGACUAACAGUAAAUGAUUCUUUAACUGUAACAUAGACAAAUCGAAAUGCACCAAUGACAUAACGACCAUGCAACAACAUGCACUUAACCGUGCCAAACCGCACCAAACAGCAAUAAUUUGUACCAAGGUGAACCAAAAUACACUUUUUUACACAAACCCGCUCCAAACCACCAAGUUGCACAAAAAUGCACCAAUCCCCACAGGCAUGCACCAACCUGCGCCAAACUGAACCAACAUACACCAAACCGGACCAAUCUGCAUCAAGAUGUACCAAACUGCAAAAUUCUGCACAUAACUGCACCAAUCUGCAAUAAGUUGCGCCAAAAUGAACCAAGUUCCACCAAACUGCACCAAACUGAACCAGCAUGCACCAAACUGGACCAAUCUGCAUCAAGUUGCACCAAACUGCACAAUUCUGCACAUAAUUGCACCAAAAUGAACCAAGUUGCAUCACACUGCACCAAUCUGAACCAAACUGCACCAAGUUGCACCUAGUUACCUUAAACUACACCACGUUUCAAGAAACUACACCAACAUGUACGAAAUUGCACCAAAGUGGGCCAACUUGCACCAAACUGCACCAAUCUAAACCAACCUGCGCCUAAUGCGCCAAGUUGCACCAAGCUGAACCAAACUGCUCCAUUCUGCACCAAACUGCACCAAUCUCUACCAAGUUUCACCAAACAGCACCAAUCUGCACAAACUUGCACCAAACUGAACCAAGUUGCACCAAUCUGCACCAACUUACAAGAAACUGCACCGAGUUGCACCAAACUGCAGCAAUCCGCUACAAGUUUCACCAAACUGUACAAAUCUGUACUAAGUUUCUCCAAACAGCACUAAUCUGCGCCAAGUUAAACCAAACUGCACCUAGUUGCACCAAACUGCACCAAGAUGCACCACACUGCAGGGCUCGACACUAACUUUUGACGUAACUUGCCACUGUGGAAAGUAGAUAUGAAAAUUUACUUUCCAUAGUAAAAUUUUACUUUCCAAAAGUGAAAGAAACAUAUUUUCCACUAUCCAUAAUAGAAACAUAACAAAAUUAAGACUCUGUUCUUCCUUGUAUUGCAGCCAUGGAAACUCCUUAAGCCAUUCUUUUCUAAACCCACGGCCGACCAUCUUCCUCUUUUCUUUGUAUUUGUCUUGUGGCAUCGCUUGCUUCGAAUAUGCUCCAGCUGUCUGAUUUUCAGUCUGUUUUCCUCCUUUGUUGCUUUCUUGGUCAACUUCAUCAAUCUUUUCGGAGUUUCCUUUGUUAACCUCACCAGCACGCUUAAAACACUCAUGUUUUAUUUACUAGUCCGCAUGUGACAGGCAAAAUGGCGAGCACGGUUGAUUGUUCAGGGUGGAAAAACGUUCUGCGCAAGCUUCUGCGCAUCCCUUAUCGCAGGCUCAAAGCGGUCUUUUCUAUGUGUUGACUGUGUUUGUUUGUUGCUAGAGUUCUGAGUGAAGUGCACGAGGUGCGAACAUUUGCUCCCUGUAAAGCAUUUUUAUUUGACAUGUUUGCUUUUUUUUUUGUCGCUUGAAAAUUACUUUGGAUUCAGAACAACCAAUGUUAAAGGAAAAACGGAUCAUUCCGUCAGUCUGAGAUAGAAUAAAAGGUUUUGAACAUAUUUCAAGAGGCGAGUAUUUUUUCUGAUUGUGCAUCCGAUUAAUUUAUGAGUUGAUUUCGCCGGGUUGAAUUAAAAUCCGCUUGUAUUUUGUUAUUAGUAGUUACGCUGACUUUUUUUACACGCCCAGAUUUAUUGCCUUUGCAGAACCAGCUUUAUCUUUGUCUUCAGUCAAAGAACCAUAUUGCUGUUAUAACGCAUCAGACUGAACAAACUUGUGCGCUUAUUAAAGUUUCUCGGAAAUAGAAGGCCAGUAAGUUUACUCAGGAUCAUUUUUCUGUUGCUCAAGUAAUAGCGAGUCAGAGUUGUUUUCAUUUUUCAUUACGUAGUUUUGUUUUCCAGUGCACUGUGAAAGUUUCUGUUCUUUAUGAGAAUAACUUUCUACAGGCAAAUUGUCCUUUUCACUCGCUGUGAAGUAGAGAACGACAACUGCUGGCAAUGACUUCAAAACAAUUGAUUCUUUUCCGGUAAACAAUUGCUGCAGCUAGAUUUGACUGAGGCGAGCAAAACAAACCCUUAUGUACAAUUUUCUUUAUUUUCUAAUGAUCCUCUGAGUUUAAUUUGCUUAAACGAAGACCCUCGCAUGGACCAGUUAAGUUUAAAAUAGCUAAAUGGUGAAUCAUGGCUUGGCUGCCAAGUUGCAACUGAUCUUUUGCUUUUAAGAUCUUUAGGUAGGUUGUUUUCGUACAGAAAAUUCAUUUCUUCAUUGUCAGCAAGAAGUUUUUGAAAUAAUGUAACUUUAACUUUGUUUGAAGGAAAUCCUACUUUAAUACGCGUAGGUUUUUGACAGAUGUUAUGCGUGUUCAAUUUGACAACACAAAGCAAAAUUUAUAUAUCUGCACGAAACGAGCAAGUUUAAAAAACUAUAGUUGCUUUGAAACCGAUUUUUGGGAAGAUUUUACAAGAUAAAGAUUGACCUUUUUUCUGCCCACAUAUCAACGCAAUAACUUCUACAUUGAGGAUGCUGUUUAUAUUUUAGUGAUCUGCGAAACUACGAGUGUGUGAUCGAGUGAGGGUUUUAAAAUAUCAGCUCGAGAGCGACAAAGUUCAGUGACUUGAAACACAUUGUGGGCAAGCGUUAAUUUUUUUGGGCAAAUCAGUGUUCAAAGAUAUGUUGUUUUUGUGUCCACAGUGGAGCUCCGGACCUUAUAUAUCCAGGAACUUCCUUAUAUGAACACAUUUUGUGAAUGCAUCUUGAAAAAAAUCGGACCUACGCAUGCACAUUUCCAGUGCAACGCAAGGAAAUUAACGUCGUUAAAGUCAGUUUUGCUAUGAGGUAUUCUUCGAGAAAAUUAAGUCAUGAGAAGGUUAUAACCACAGCUUACAACUUUUGAAGACAAAUUGCUUGUUCUUUCCAGGUUAAGAGUGGAAACGUUUUAUUAUUAGGCAAAAAAAGUUUUGAAAUCCCGCCAUUUUUUCAAACCCGGCCAGGGGAUCUGGGCAAAAAAGUUCACGCAUGCUCAUUACGUUUUUCCACCCUGAAGGUCGAUUGCAUCAUCUAUUUCGUACCCAGGGUUUCUCGAUCUGUCACUGACGAUUCCAAGAUGGCGGAGAUAGAAAAACGCGAAACUUAAACGUUUAGCAAGGAAGCUCACUUGUAAUAACUAAACACAUUCGUUUUCUUUUUUUUUUUAUUUGGCUGUUUAAAAAAAAUACUUUCCCGCAUUGUCUAGAAGUAGUUGCCCGAUCGGGCAAGUAUUUUCGGUUCAUUUGCUUUUUUUACUUUCCACUCAGAAAUAUUACUUUCCAGUGGUGAACGGGUAAACGUUAGUGUCGAGCCCUGCCACACUAUACCAAUCUAUACCAAAGUGCAUCAAGUUGCACCGGGUUCCACCAAACUGCACCAAAUUGCACCGAGUUUCACCAAACUACACCAAUAUGCACCAAUUUGAACCAAACUGCACCAAUCUACACCAAGUUCCACCACACUGCACCAAUCUGUUCCACACUGCACCAAUCUGUUCCAAUCUGCACCAAGUUGCACCACACUGCACCAAGAUGCACCAAUCUCCACCAAACUGCACCAAGUUGCACCAAACUACACCAAUAUGCACCAAGUUGCACCAAAAUGCACCCAUCUGCACCAGUCUGUACCAAACUGCACCAAAAUGCACCGAGUGGCACGAAAAUCCAGAAGGUUGCACCAAUCUGCAUCAAGUUGCACCAAACUGCACCUGUCUGUACCAAACUGCACCAAGUUGCACCAAACUGCAUCAAACUACACCAAUCUGCACCAGGUUGCACCACACUGCACCAAGUCACACCAAACUACACCAAUAUGUACUAAUCUGCACCAAGUUUCAUGAAACUGCACCAGGUUGCACCACACUGAACCAAUCUCCACCAAGCUGCACCAAGUUGCACCCAGUUCCACCAAACUGCACCAAGUUGGAGCGAGUUUCACCAAAGUGCACCAAGUUGCACCAAACUACACCAAUCUGCACCAAGUUCCACCACACUGCAACAAGAUGCACCAAGUUGCACCGAGUUUUACCAAACUGCUCCUAGUUGCACCAAGAUGCUCCAAUCUGCACCAAGUUGCACCAAACGGCACUAAUCUGUACCAAACUGCACCACGUUGCACCAAACUACACCAAUAUACACCAGGUUGCACCAGGAUGCACCCAUCUGGACCAAGUUGCACCACACUGCACCAAUCAAGUUGCACCAAAGUACACCAAUAUGCACGAAGUUGCACCAGUCUGCCCCAAACUGCACCAAGUUGCACUAAACUACACCAAUAUGCACUAAGUCACACCAAACUACACCAAUAUGUACCAACCUGCACCAAAUUUCACGAAACUGCACCAAGUUGCACCGGGUUCCACCAAACUGCACCAAGUUAGACCGAGUUUCACCAAAGUAGACCAAGUUGCACCAAACUACACCAAUACACACCAGGUUGCACCAAGAUACACCAAUCUGCACCAAGUUGCACCAAACUGCACCAAGUUACACCACACUGCACCAAUCUGUACCAAUCUGCACCAAGUUGCACCACACUGCACCAAUGUGCACGAAGACGCACCAAGUUGCACCACACUGCAUCAGUCUGCACCAAGUUGCACCGAGUUUCACCAAACUGCACCAAGUUGCACAAAACUGCACCGUUCUGCACCAAGUUGCACCACACUGCCCCAAUCAGUACCAAACUGGACCAAGUUGCACCAAAGUGCACCAAUAUGCACCAAGUGGCACCAAGAUGCACCAGUCUGCACCAAGUUCCACCACACUGCACUAAUCUCUACCAAGCUGCACCAAGUUGCACCGAGUUCCACCAAACUGCAUUAAGUUUACCCAGAGUAGACCAAGUUGAACCAAACUACACCAAUAUGUACCAAGUUGCACCAAGAUACACUAAUCUGCACCAAGUUGCACCAAUCUGUACCAAUCUGCACCACGUUUGCACAAGAAUGCACGUAGAUGCAUCCAUCUGUACCAAGUUUCACCGAUUUUCACCAAACUGCACCAAGUUGCAUCAAGAUGCACCAAAAUGCACCAAGUUGCACGAAGAUGCUCCAGUCUGCACCAAGUUGCACUACAGUGCACCAGUCUGUACCAAACUGCACCAAGUUGCACUAAACUGCACUAAGUUCCACCACACUGUACCAAUCUGCACCAAUCUGCCACAAGUUGCAUCUCACAGCACCAAGAUGCACCAAUCUUCACCAAGUUGCACCGAGUUUCACCGAACUGCACGAAGAUACACCAAACGGCACCAUUCUGCGCCAAGUUGCACCGCACUGUCCCAGUCAGUACCAAACUGCACCAAGUUGCACCGAGUUUCACCAAACUGCACCAAGUUGCACCAAGAUGCACCAAUAUGCACCAAUAUGCACCAAGUUGCACCAAGAUGCUCCAAUCUGCACCAACUUGCACCAAACCGCACCAAUCUGCACCAAGUUGUACCACAGUGAACCAAUCAGGUUAUAAGGAACAAAGGUCAAGAAGGCCCCUCAAAAAAAAUUAGGAACUGAAUAAAAUUUUGUGAGACACUUGCACCAAUCUCUACCAAGCUGCACGAAGUUGCACCGAGUUCCACCAAACUGCACCAGAUUGGACCGAGUUUCACCAGUGUAGACCAAGUUGCACCAAGAUACACCAAUCUGCACCAGGUUGCACCAAACUGCACCAAGUUGCACCACACUGCACCAAGAUGCACCAAUCUUCACCAAGUUGCACGGAGUUUCACCAAACUGCACCAAGUUGCACCAAACUGCACCAUUCUGCACUAAGUUGCACCACGCUGCAUCAAUCUCUACCAAGCUCUACCAAGUUGCACUGAGUUCCACCAAACUGCACCAAGUUGGGCCGAGUUUCACCAAAGUACACCAAGUUGCAACAAACUACACCAAUAUGCACCAAUCUGCGCCAAUUUGCACCGAGUUUAACCAAACUGCACCAAAUUGCACCAAGAUGCACCAAGAUUCACCAAUCUGCACCAAGUUGCACCAAAGUGCGCAAGGUUGCACCAAACUACACCAAGAUGCACCAAGUUGCACCAAACUGGACCAAUCAGCACCCAGCACCAAGUUGCACCACACUGCAUUAAUCUGUACCAGACCGCACCAAGUUGCACCAAAUUACACCAAUAUUCUUUAAGAUGCACCAUCUGCACCAAACUGCACAAAGUUUCACCAGACCGCACCAAUCUGCACCAAUUUGCACCACACUGCACCAAUCUGUACCAAACUGCAGGAAGUUGCACCAGGGUGCAACAAUCUGCACCACGUGGCACCAAAUUGCAAUACGUUGCACCACAUCGCACCAAUCUGUACCAAACUGCACCAAGUUGCACCUAGUUGCACCAAACUGCACCAAGUUACACCAGGAUGCACCAAUCUGCCCCAAGUCGCACAAAACUGCACCAAGUUGCUCCAAACUGCACCAGGUUGCACCACACUGCAUUAAUAUGUACCAAAUUACACCAAGUUGCACCGAGUUGCACCAAACUGCACUGAGUUGCACCAAGGUGCACCAAACUACACCAAUAUGCACCAAUCUGCACCAAAUGCAAAGAUGCACCAAUCUGUACCAAGUUUGUCCAAACUGCACCAAUGUGCACAUAACUCUACCAAACUACACCACUCUUCACCAGACUUCAGCAAUCUACAACAAUCUGCAUUAAAUUUUACUAAUCUGCACCAAGUUGUACCUAACUGCAUCACAGCAGCAUUCUACACCAAUUUUGCACCAAACUUAACAAGUCUAAACCAUACCGCUCCAAUCUGGACCAUGUUGUACCUAACUUCACCAAAGUGCACCAAGUUGCACCUGUGUGAUGUCCAGGAUUGAAAACAGUCGCAAAAUUUGCUAGCAAAUAUUUUUGGCAAUUUUGUCCAAAAAUAUUUAAAGAAAACUGCUUUUAGAAAUGUAUAUUUAGAGGAAAUAGAAAAUAUACCAAGAACAAGAAAUUUAACAAGGAUUGCAAGGUGUAGCAAAAAUUUGCCAGCAAAUAUUUGUCGCAAUUUUUGCAACAACAUGUGUAGCAAAAACAUGAUUAAUAGAAACUGCUUGCAGAAAUCUGAAGAAGUCGGCAAAAAUCUAAAAAGUAACAAGAAUUUUAAUUUCAACAAAAAAUCACUCUGAUAAAUAUGGCAAGAAUAACAAAGUAGGCUAAAAUUCAGAUUUGUAAAGAAAAAGGUAAAGAAGGCCGUAUAGAAGUCCGCAAAUUUCGCAAAAAUGGAAAAAGUAACAAAAAUUUUUCUUGUAAUAUUAAUAGCAACAACAACAAAAAACGCUAACAAGUAUCGCCAGAAUAACAAAUUAAGCGAGAGUUCACACUUAUAAAGGAGUGUUGCAAAGAAGGCCUUCUAAAAGUCUACAAUUUUUGCAAACAUCGCAAAAGUAAAAAGAAUUUUAAUUGGAAAAAGAAAACACGUAAACAAAUAUCGAAUCAAUACCAAGAGUAACGAAUUUAGCAGAAGUUUAUAGUUAUAAAGAACAAAGGUCAAGAAGGCCCUUCAGAAAAAAUUCGGAACUGAAUAAAAUUUUGUAAGACACUUGCAAAUUUCGCAAAAAUAGCAAGAAUAACAAAUGUAAAUAAAUUAUAGGCUUGUUAAUGACAAAGGCAAAGAAGGGCCUCGAGAUAUGCGAUAUUUGCAAGUAAGUGUCUCACAAAGUUUUCUUGUGAAUCAUUUAUUGCUGAAACUGCGAAAAAGAUUUCGCGACUGCGUUCAAUCCUAGACAUAUCUCGUUGCAUUUGUUUAAUAUGAAGUGGCCCCUCAUAUAAGACGUACAAUAAGUUUUAGACCGUAUUUGGUCUACAAGGAGCACAAAAUAGUCGCUGAAAUUGUUGGUAGCCCUGGCUGUUUUUUCGCCUCGAUAAGACUGUCCCCCCACAACCUGCAAAAAUCCCACGGGUAACCCGCUUUCGAUACGGACCACCUCGGCUCCGUGUGAGCGCCGCGCGUCGCCGUUCCUCCGUCGUAUGAGCGCCUGACAGAAGACGAACCCUUCUUGCACGCUUGUGUGGAUCCUGACGAGCAGCAUGGAAAAGUAUAAUACGGCAUCACCCGACGAGCGAAGCGAGAAGGGUAGCCCUGUAUUAUACUUUUGCAUGCUGCUGCCUAGCAUGUCUAUCAUUCAAUAUAAAUCCGGAGAAAGGCAUGUUUCCUGUAUUAAAAUUCUGCAUCUAAUUUUCAGUCUGUUAACAACACAACAAUCGAACGACGACGAAAAACAAGACAAUUUUUUCCCCUGUCCUUCAAGAAAGGAUAAGAGAGACCAACGACAAAACGAAACCACGCUCCUUUUAAGGCGGCACUAACAGUAAAGUUCGCACUUAAUUUUUUCAAUUGCAUAUAAAUGUUAGUUGAUAUAUUGAGCAAACUAAUGAAGAACUGUUUCCGAAAUCUGGGGAAAAAUCUCGGCUUUUUAGGGGAUUUAAAAGCUCUUGACUUCAAGUGCGCUGAGCAUGUAUGUUCUGUCGCACUUUGUUAUGCCUAUCGCACUUUGUAAUAAAAGUGUUGCAUGUUCUAUUCUUUUUAGUAUGCUAGCUAAUACGCUUAGUACAGCCAUAUUCUCUUACGUUGGUAUUUUAUUCCAUCCUUGUCACGUUAGUACGGCCAUAUUCCAUGUAUGUUCUUACUUUAUUCCGCUUUGCUCUUGUUCGUCGUAAUAAAUUAUUACGCUUAGUACGGCUAUGUGUUUUGUAUGUUGGUAUUUUAUUUGCUUUUAGUACUUCCAUGUUCUAUGUAUAUGUUGGUAUUUUGUGGUGGUCUUAGUUCGCUAGUACAAAUAGAACGGCCAUGUUCUAUUUAUGUUGGUAUUUUAUUCUGUCUUAGUAUGUUGGUACGCUUAGUACAGGCAUGUUUUAUGUAUAUGUUGCUAUGUUUUUUGGUCUUAGUACGUUAGUAAGCUUAGUACGGCCUUCUUCUACGGUGUAUGUUGGUAUUUUAUUUCGCCCAAGUCACGUUAGUGCGCUUAGUAUGGCUAUGAUCUAUGUAUGUUGGUAUUUCACUCCGCCUAAGUCACAUUAGUACGGUCAGUAAGGUCGUGUUCUAUGUUCCGUGUUCUAUUCGGCCUUCGUACGUUAGUACGCUUAGUACGGCCAUGUUCUACGUUUGUUGCCAUUUCAUUCCGCCUUACAAAUAUCUUGAUACGCCAAUUAGGGACAUCGUCAAGCGUUCUGCAUGUUGCAAACAAAUGAGUUCCGAGUCCAGUUCUUCAAUAAACGUACGUCAUGUCCUUCUUGGUUUUUAUUAGUAAGUAACAAGUGCUCUUGUCAGCAAGCCAUGUAAGUUUGUCAACCGAACAAUGCGUCCAUCUCACAGUCGUAUAAUCGCGUAAUCGAGUACAAGCUAAAGAGCUAAGUACGUUGUUCAGGUGAACUAAAGAAAAAUAGACAUUCCUAAACUUGGAAUGGUAUAUCACCUUAGUCACCCUAGUCAUCCAAGUUACCCUAAUCACUCUAGUCACCCAAGUCACCCAAGUCACCCUAAUCACCCAAGUCACCCAAGUUACCGUAGUCAACCUUGUCACCCUAGUCACCUUAGUCACUGUUGUUACCCAUGUCAUCUAAGUUAGACUAGUCACCCUAGUCACCCAAACACACUUUUAACACAAAUGUCCUUAUAGUUAUGUUUGUAUAGGUAAUAGCAUGAUUUUUAGUGAUAUUUGGCAUAAAUACCACGAGUGAUAUUUCGAAAUUGUUAUACGUAAUUUCACGAGCCUUUAGGCUAGUUAAAUUUGGGACUAUUUUGAAAUAUAACGAGUGGUAUUUAUGCAAAAAAUCACGUACAAAUCAUGCUAUUAUUUGUUUAUACUACUACCCGCGAAAGGUUUGUAAUUUGCACAUGUAGGUAUUUCAAAUUAAGCUGAAAUACCACUGCUCUAAGCCAAUCAAACUGCAGAAAUUUUUCAUGUAGUAGUAUAAAAUUGGAAACAGAACUUCGUUUUGUCCAAUCUUACUUGCGUUUGUGGUUUAACAAAUCUUACUUUUGAUUAAACAAAUCAAACUCCCCCUUGGCGAUCGUCGGAUUUUGUUAAUCAUUCAUACGAUUACAGACUCAGGGACGCGGGCAUACUCGACAAAAUUUUAUACGGAGAGGCCCGCCCCAUAAUCUAACCCCUUACCCUUUUAUAUACCUGAAGCCUGAAAAAGGUACGCCAUUCGAGCCUCUCUUCCCGUAUAGGACAUUGUAGGGAAUACCCCUAGGAUUACCGACCGAAUUGGACUCCUCUCGUUCCUUGAUAACUCUCUCCUCCGCAUAGACUCCGGCUGGAAUCCAAUAAAAUAGUAAUAAUUAAAAAUAGCCAGCGCGUGGUGGACGAUAGGCGCGUCCGUCGCGUCCUUUCAUUUUUUUCUCGUUCUUAAGCCCUCUUAUGACGCAAGGAGGUUAGCAAAUGAAUCGCCUUUGCGUAUUGCGAAGAGCAGAAGUAGAUCAAGUCAAACAUUUUGUGCUCUAUUUCGUUUCAUGACAUUCUGUUUAAGGCAAGCUAUGCGGGUUAUGUUAUACUAUUUCAUCCUUGUUUUGAACACAAGGGAGCCACUCUCUGGGUACUUGCGGACUUCGUUUUCGACGAACAUUUUCCAUCGAAUCGUCGGUUUUUCAACGAUAUCGUCGCAUAUCAAGAAUUGUUUUGCGUGUUAAGUCGUUACUAGCGAUCUCAAGCAACCACCAAAAUAGGUUUACGAUCGUUCCCAUUUUGAUUUCGUCGGAGAUACCCACAUUGAGUCGCACAAGGUCUGUUCUAGUUUUGCUUGUUUACAUUAAUGAUUAAGGUGUACAUGAAGAAAUUAAAGUGCCAAUAACCUAAUAAAUUUUAUUAUGUUAACACCUUACUACAAGAACUUUCUCGAAACAAUUUUGCAUUUUGCUGUUCCGCUAACCAUGAAAUUGACAGGCCCAUUUGUGACUUCUUCAGACAUAAAUUCAAGAACUAAAAAACGGGACUUUAUGCGUGCUUAUCUCUGUCUUAGGGUCCUCAGUAUUGUUACGUCUCACUGAAACUCAUCUUACUGGCUUGUUUUCAGUUUGUCAAAUGGACGAAAUGUUUCUAGAAAUCCAUACCUACUUCCUAAAAUGCGGCAAAUUUGAACACGUUCAAAAAUCAUGUUAUAUAAAAGUCGAAAAAUGUUCCCAGAGGUUCUCGUAACUAAGUAUAUACUUCCAAUUAAAGAAAUAAAAAUUUUUAGGUUAUGGGCACUUUAGGUAUAUCUUUGAGGACGUACUGUAUUGACCGAUAUCUCUUUUAGGGGAUGUAACCCGUGCAUUAGAAGACUUGAACAAAGCAAUUGACUUGGCUAAAGGCCGUGGGACUGCAGCAGCACAGGCCUACACACAGCGAGGCUUGAUCCAUAGGCUGAAUGGAGAGGAGGACAGAGCACGAGAAGACUUCGAAAAGGCUGCAGCGUUAGGCAGCGCCUUUGCUAAAUCAGUGGUUGUACAGAUGAAUCCUUAUGCUGCAAUGUGUAACAAGAUGCUUACUGAAGCUAUUAACAAACUGAAAGGAGAAGAUUGGUAGAAUUAGAAAGUUUUAUUUAAGACAAUGUAGGUGUGGUUUGAUACUCUGCGUGUGAUUGCCUGCUUGCGUAAGUUUGAUCAUAUUAGCGAUACUCGAAAGGUGUUGCACUGGCUGCUAAGGGAGCAAAGUGUAAACUGUAAGAUUAAUCUUGUAUGUUUUAAGAUUGACCUAGUCCAUGUUUAUGAACCUGCGAGGUGCCUUCGCUCAUCUUAAUGCAAGUGGCGU
Messenger RNA from Porites lobata, 17635 nucleotides. Lineage: Eukaryota; Metazoa; Cnidaria; Anthozoa; Scleractinia; Poritidae. The record is from the annotation of a GenBank genome assembly.